AUGGGCCUCGAUGAAGUCAACGACAACGUCAAUGACAAGGUUGUGUCUUCUGAUAACUCGUCCCUCGACAAUGCCAUCGCAGAGACGGGCCAGGUGGCUACCGACAAAUAUGGCCACUCGCUCAUUGCCUUUGACCCGGCUGCCGAGAGGAGACUGCGCACAAAGAUUGACCUCAUGAUCGUACCUACCGUCGCGAUCCUGUACUUGUUCUGCUUCAUCGAUCGCGCGAAUAUCGGAAACGCCAAGAUUGCUGGCAUGGAUGACGAUCUCGGCAUGUCGGGAUAUGACUACAACGCCGUUAUUUCCAUCUUUUAUGUAUCUUACAUCCUCUUGGAGAUCCCCUCGAAUCUGUGCUGCAAGUGGAUGGGACCCGGGUGGUUCAUUCCCCUGAUCAGCUUCCUCUUCGGUGUCACGUCUCUGGCCACCGCCUGGGUCCGCACCACGUCCCAGAUGUCGGCUGUUCGUUUCCUGUUGGGCAUCUUCGAGGCUGGCAUGAUGCCUGGAAUAGCCUACUACAUGUCUCGCUGGUAUCGGAGAUCCGAGCUCGCCUUCCGCCUAUCGCUCUACAUUGUCAUGUCGCCCCUGGCCGGUGCCUUUGGUGGCCUGCUGGCCUCGGCCAUCCUGUCCCUCGACCACUUUGGUGGCCUGCACUCAUGGCGCAUGAUUUUUGCCGUCGAGGGCAUCGUCACUGCUGGCCUCGGUAUCAUGAGCUUCUUCACCCUGACCGACCGUCCUGAGACGGCGCGCUGGCUCACCCCCGAGGAGAAGAGACUGGCUGUUACCCGCGUCAAGUCGGAGCGUGUCGGCACCUCGGUCGUCCUUGACAAGAUUGAUAAGGUCAAGCUGUUCCGUGGCAUAAUGUGCCCCGUCACGCUGAGCACCUCGCUCAUCUUCUUGCUCAACAACGUCACCGUCCAGGGUCUGGCCUUCUUUUUGCCUACCAUUGUUAGCAGCAUCUACGCCAACGCUUCGACCAUCCACCUACAGCUGCACACGGUCCCCCCUUACAUAGUGGGAGCCUUCUUCACUGUCUUCUUCCCCUUGCUCAGCUGGCGUCUGAACCACCGUCAGAUCUUCUUCGUCCUGUCCGCCCCCAUGAUCAUGGUCGGCUACUGCAUGUUCCUUGGCUCAGAGAACCAGAGCAUCCGCUACGGUGCCACCUUCCUCAUCGCUUCGUCGGCCUUCUGCAUGGGCUCCCUAACAAACGCCCAGGUCUCGGCCAACGUCGUCAGCGAUACGGCUCGCAGCGCUGCCAUCGGCACAAACGUCAUGUUUGGCAACAUUGGCGGGCUCAUCAGCUGCUGGGCCUUUUUGCCCACAGAUGCUCCCAACUACCACAUAGGUAACGGUCUCAACCUCGCCACCUCGGGAUCCAUCCUCAUCCUGAGCUCCCUGACUCUUCUCUGGAUGAAUAAGGACAACAUAAAGCGCAGCCAGCGGGAUCUUGACACUGAGCUGGCUGGACUGACCCAGCAACAGAUCGAGGAUCUGGAUUGGAAGCACCCUGGAUUCCGUUGGCGUCCCUGA
Messenger RNA from Geosmithia morbida, 1527 nucleotides. Its product is annotated as Major Facilitator Superfamily. Lineage: Eukaryota; Fungi; Ascomycota; Sordariomycetes; Hypocreales; Bionectriaceae. Gene Ontology annotation, molecular function: transmembrane transporter activity. The record is from RefSeq and is a predicted model, not a curated record. The coding region runs from base 1 to 1527 and encodes 508 amino acids. Gene Ontology annotation, biological process: transmembrane transport. Gene Ontology annotation, cellular component: membrane. The transcript has 3 exons.